AUGGUGCUCUGCCGCGACUCGACACGUCAGGCGAUUUGCUCACCGCUUGACUGCCCAUCGACGGAUGACUGCGGCACAGAUCGACCGGGGUCCGUGACAGAUACUAAAAUUACUUCACUCUCGCUCCAUUCCCUGACAUUCGCUGUAACUCGUUGCCCAUUACAGCCGCACGUGGACACGUGCUUUCAAACACACUUGGCACUGAGAACGCGCCAGACCGAUCACAACCACCUCGCCCAGUCCCUGCUGCCCCCGAAAUCCAUCCGCGCCCGUUCCCCCUUUCUCUUCAUAUUCAUCUUCCGACCUUCCCCUUCCUGCAGUCUCGCAUCUCUCUCUCCUCCCUCCUCCCGAUGUUUAAGUUCAGCUUCAACGACCCAAAACCCUCGCCAACCUCCCCCCGCACCUCUUCCACUGCACCCCCCGCCACCUUCGACGCGCCCCCGCGCCCCCACCCACUCGCCGCCAGCCCCUUCCUCCCCUCCGCGCCGCACGACGCCGUCCCGCUGUGCGAAUCCGCGCUCCUCCUGCGCAAGUCCAUCGCCACGCCGCCGCCCCAUCUGUCCCCGACGGGCGCGGAUAUCCUCCCCGCCACGUACGAGGGCGGGUACAAGCUGUGGGAGUGCGCCGUCGACCUGGCCGAGCAUCUCUACCGCGCCGAGCAGCCCCGCCUUCGCGGGAGCGCCGUGCUCGAGCUGGGCGCCGGCCACGCCUUCCCGGCCAUCGUCGCCGCCAAGUGCGGCGCCGACCCCGUCCACGUGCAGGACUACAACGCAGAGGUCCUCGACGACGUCACCGCCCCCAACCUGCGCGCCAACGUCCCCCGCUGCGAGCACGUCGUCAAGCUCUUCGCGGGCGCGUGGGCCGGGCUCCCGCCCGUGCUCGGGAGGAAGUACCCCGUCGUCCUGUCCAGCGAUACCGUCUAUGCGAAGGACCAGAUCGAACAGCUUGCAGAGUGCAUCUUGGCCGUGCUGCCGGUCGGCGGCGUCGCCUUCGUGGCCGGCAAGACCUACUAUUUUGGCGUUGGGGGCGGCACGAGAGAGUUUGCGAAGCGCGUCAAGGAGAUGGCUGCGGAGGCUGAUGGCGUGCGCGUGGAGGUCGACGUUGUCAAGGAGAUUAGGGACGGAUGCAGCAACGUGCGCGAGAUCUUGA
Molecule: messenger RNA, 1149 nt
Organism: Chondrus crispus (carragheen)
Lineage: Eukaryota; Rhodophyta; Florideophyceae; Gigartinales; Gigartinaceae
Exons: 1
Coding region: 1-1149 (382 amino acids)
Source: RefSeq, a predicted model, not a curated record